CUCUUCCUCACCUCAUCCGUACCCGAGCACUGCACAGCACAGCACAGCACAGCACACCACCUUUAGUAUAUAGCAAUAGCACACUCGGCCCCCCUCCUCUUCAACUCCCCCGGCCGUCCUGCUCGCCGGCUUCUGGCUGGCCCCUGCAUCCGCCCAGGUCAGUCUCCCGCUCUCCUCCCUGUCGUCCCGCCCCUCUCGCCCCCGCAAUCGAAUUCCAUUCCAGUCCAUCCGUGCCAUAUCCAUAUCCAUAUCCAUGUGCUGCAAUUCCGGAGGAUUUUUUUCUUCUUCCUUCUACUAGUAGAUCAGAGGCGCUUGGGGGGAUUCAGUGUGCGCCGCUGCUACUGGCCUAGUGCAGUUGCAGCUUCAGCUGCACUUGGAUCUGGGUCCUCGGCUCCUGCUGACCCGAGGAAGAAGAGCAGACGUUCCUGGUGUCCCGCGCUCCCGUUUCCUUCAACCUGACGCAAAUGUCUAACGCAGUAGGGAUUUCGUGUCUUCCGCGCUGCUGAGAUCUGCAGCCUGCAGGAGACGGUAGUGCCGGUUCAUGCGUUAAUUUAUCAUAUAUGCCGCGUCUUUGUGGGUUGGUAGGUGGGAACUGACGGUUCUAUAAUGCUGAUGCUCAAUUCCGCCAGAUCGGGACAUGGAUUGGAUGGGCGUUUCUUUUCUCGGGCAGUUGGCACCCAUGCUUGUCUUUCGUGGUGAUAGGGAAAGGUGGUGUACCAAUCGAUUGUUUCUUUCAAGCUGUGCCCACUGCUCAUUCCGAAUCUGUGCAUCAAAGAUCUGAACACCAAUGUUGCGUCAUCUCUAGAGCUAAUAACACUUCCAAGUCUAUGGUAGCUGCUGAGGUUGUUGUCAAGUCAAAUAUUCCUGCCUACUAGCAAAGAGCAAUUCCAUGAAUCUGUAGAACAAGUGCGUUUGAGAUUAGGAACCGCAAUUUAGAUCUUUUACAGCUGGCGGCUAGCAACUUCGAGCAAAUAGCAAAUGUGUGAGCUCAGUACCUGUUGCCUACCUCUGGCCCCCAACAUUUUUUUUUUUGCUUAUGUUUCCAGCUUUGUCAGUUUUACAAUUUGCAAAAAUAAUAUCCUGGUACAUUAGUUUUCCAGAUCUAUAUGAAAAAAAAUAGAAGAAGUUAUGAUGAGAUAUCCAGUCAGUGUCUAAUAUAAUGCUGCACUGUUCUUGUGUGUCAGUGUGUGUGACCUCAGGGAAUCGAUUCGUUCAUCCAAGUGAAGGCAACCAGACUCCAGGAUGGAGUUCAAAGCCGGCGUUUUCACCGUGGCAAUGCUAGCCAUCGUCGUGCUCUCCACACCAGCAGCCCCGCAGAAGCCCAAGAGCCCUCCCGCUCCGCGAUCCCCAGUCGUCCUGGCGCCGGCGCCAGCGCCCGCACCGGCGGCGCCGCACCACGUGGACCUCGCGGACCUCCUCAGCGUGGCCGGGCCGUUCCACACGUUCCUGGACUACCUGCAGAAGACCGGCGUCAUCGAGACCUUCCAGAGCCAGGCGAACGACACGAAGCGGGGCGGCAUCACCGUCUUCGUGCCCAAGGACUCGGCGUUCGCGGCGCUGAAGCAGACCACGUUCGCCAACCUCACCCAGGACCAGCUCAGGUCGCUGCUGCUGUGCCACGCGCUGCCCAAGUACUACUCGCUGGCCGAGUUCGACCGGCUGAGCGCGCUCGGCCCGGUGGCCACCCUCGCCGGCUCGCAGUACACGCUGAACCUCACCUACGACAUGGGCACCGUCCGCGUGAAGUCCAUGUGGUCCGACCCCAAGAUCAGCAGCAGCGUGUACUCCACCCGCCCCGUCGCGGUGUACGAGGUCGGCAAGGUUCUCCUGCCGAUGCAGAUCUUCAAGAGCGACCCCCCGCUGGCGCCUGCCCCCGCUCCGGCACCGGAUGCCAAGGCAUCCGACGUCGCUCCCAGCCCGGCGUCGGGGAAAUCAUCAGCGAGUGCGAAGGCGAAGGAGAAGGCGGGAGAGAAGAGCUCGUCGUGCCGAGCCGGUGUCGUCGCCCAUUACUUGGCGAUCGCUGUCUCCGGCGGCCUGGUGCUCUUGUGGUGAGGAUCGACGAGUUCGUCCUCACCGUGUGUCCGUGUCGAAGGAGCAAGUACGGGGUUCAGCUUAGGGCCCCCCGUGUUUAAUUUAUAUAUGGGUGUUUAUGGAUUCAUUCUUUUGGACAUAUGGUAGGCCAUUUGUGUUUAGGACUGAGCUGUUGUUGAGUGUUUGCGUCA
Molecule: messenger RNA, 2222 nt
Organism: Zea mays
Lineage: Eukaryota; Viridiplantae; Streptophyta; Magnoliopsida; Poales; Poaceae
Product: fasciclin-like arabinogalactan protein 7
Biological process (GO): plant-type secondary cell wall biogenesis
Cellular component (GO): plasma membrane
Source: RefSeq, marked provisional